AUGGCACGGUCCGGAGGGGACCGCGCCCUGGGGCAGUGCCCGGGCCUGCUCAGCCCUGGUGCCUCGUUGCGUUCCCACGUCAGUCGUGGGUUACGCGGAGGCCUGCGGCCUCCUCCCGUCGAUGGCACAGCUAGGGGCUCCCAGGGCCGGCUUCAGGGUGCACCGGUGUGGCACGGCGGUCCCCCUCCUCAGGGUCCUCCUGGCCUCUGGUCUCCGGAGGAAGGGCGCCCAGGGUCGGGCACAGUGUGUCUCCCGUCCUCUCGGGUGGGCCGCAGAUUCCUCUGCGGUGACCUGGCAGGCAGGCGCGGGUCUGCGAGCCCUGAGGCCAGGCGCGGUGCCGCGGCCCCGCGGGCCGCUUGGCAGAGGUCCGUCUCCCCUUGCGAGGGCGACGUGAUCUCCUCCCGCUGUGGCCCUGGCCUGCGGGGCUGCAGCCCUUGUGUCCCCUGUGAGGGCCACGCUGGUGUUCCUGGGCCGUGGGCGGGGGCCACGUGCGUCGCCUGCCGCGGGCCGCAACCUUGCAAAGGUCAAAGCCUGUCUGCGGCUGCCCUCCCUGCAGCUUCCGGCCGUCGGCGGCGGGGUCCAUUUGGCAGAGUUCGCGGGAGGGAAUUUCCAUGCAGGUGGGAACACACUCCCACGGAGCGGGCCGCCCAGGGAAUGCUCGUUCCCUCGCGGGCCGGGGCCCUGGCGCCCAGGGGCCGUGGCCUCGCCGCCACCCUGCCGCCCCGGCCCUUCUGGCAGAGGGGAGAGGUGGGGGCACCGUUUGUCCCGUGGCCGCCUGGGAGGGCUCUGCCUCGUCCUCUGCCCCGUAGCCUGCGGGCCAGGGCGGCCAGACUCCCUGUGGGCAGCUUUUGGGUUUUCCUGGGACCCCUGAGGUUCCAUCCAGUGCUGGCUUCCACGGUGCACGUGGAAUGGGUGGGCAGCGGCGGGGACGGAUGCGUGUGGAGGUCGGUGGGCACCGCGUGGCCAGAGAGUGUUUGGGAGGGGGAAAGCCUGGCCAACGUCAGUGGCCCCGAGGCGUCCAGCGCGGCCCCCUGGGGUGCAAGGCCACCGGGCCUGGGCCGUCGCCUGGCGCGACGCCGGGGCCAGGGCCUGCGCACCAGGCACGCGUGCCCUUGCAGGGACCACCCAGGCCGCCCGGCUCAGCAGCCCCCUACACCCCCUAGCCCAGCCUCCCAGCACACACGACCCUCCGUGCGCACGAAGAGGCACGCGCUCCUGCUCCCACAGUGCCCUGCGCCCGUGGCUUGUUGCCCGUCCGCAGGCAGCCCCAAGGGGCCGAGGGACAGGACAGGCAGACAGACGCAAGGCGUAGUCACGGACUCGUUCUGCCCGGCGUGGCGAGCGGAGCCCCUGGGUAGCUUGGUCACGCCCGCGGGCGAUUGCUCCCCCUUUCUCAGGUGCAGUGGCCACGCCAGGCUCGCGGUCGGCCGAGAGAAGAAGGCCUCCCUGGCCCCCGAGUGCCUGCGGUUUGCGGUACGGCCGGAAGAAGUGUGGCCCGGAACGGGCACCUUGCUGACGGGAGCGUCCGGACGGUGCAGUGGCCACGCCAGGCUCGCGGUCGGCCGAGAGAAGAAGGCCUCCCUGGCCCCCGAGUGCCUGCGGUUUGCGGUACGGCCGGAAGAAGUGUGGCCCGGAACGGGCACCUUGCUGACGGGAGCGUCCGGACGGUGCAGUGGCCACGCCAGGCUCGCGGUCGGCCGAGAGAAGAAGGCCUCCCUGGCCCCCGAGUGCCUGCGGUUUGCGGUACGGCCGGAAGAAGUGUGGCCCGGAACGGGCACCUUGCUGACGGGAGCGUCCGGACGGUUAAUGUGAACCAAAACCUUGGUUUCAUAUGAAUAAAAAGUAUCUCCUUCCUCUUGCGAUGUGACAAGGAACAAAGUAUUGGGAAUAAUUCUACCAUCUCAUCCUCAAGAACCAGUAGGAAUUCUACCACCAGAAUAACAUGACAACUCUUUGAGUGCCUGGCUGGCAGCAUCCAUAUAUUCAUAGUAACCAGACCCUGGAGAACCAGAAUGUGAGGAGAGAGACCAGUGGUUAUGCCUACCCUUGAGCCAUUCACACAUUUUUCUUACAUGCCAAAAUCUUCAGAGUGAGGAGAAGUUGAUUGAGACCAACUAGAUUUAGAGGUGAUAGUGGAAUUGGAUGGAAUUCCUAUUACUGCUCCAAUGAACUACUGAUUUUGUUACUUGUUACCAGCUCACUUCUAUGGGAAUAAUCAGAAUAGUGCACUCCAGAGAUGGUCUUGUGAAAAUUGAUAAGCUAGAAACAAUUUUCUUUUGCCAAUGGAACUGUGGGAGCUUCUCUUGGACUUCAUGAGAUGGUAAUGAUGGGGCCUAAAAGGGAAGAGAAAUUGUCUAUGCCUUUGCCUUUCUUGAAUUCUAUCUCCAGAGAGUAAGAUAACAACUUAAUUUUAAGUCAGUGAUUCUCCAUUCCUACCUGUGGUCUUUUGGACACCCUUGCAGAAGAUCACUUCUUGGGAAUUCAUUUGAAGUGAAUGAUACCAGUAAAUCCUUGAAACAAGACUCUUCAGACAAAGGGGCUGUUGUCCAAAUGCUACCCUCUGAAGGUGAUGACCACAAAUGUGAGGUGGAUUUAUUACUGAGGGUGCCAUUACUUCUACUACAAGCUUCACCAAAACAAUGAUACAGUCUUCUUUAUGCUUGGAGACUCGUCUCUUUCCUGUGUUGCAGUGGACACCUCCUGCAGAUAAGAAAUGCUUAACUGAGAAAUGCUCAUGUUGGGAUAUCAUCGAUGAGACUUUAAUUUGGGCAUGGUGACUGUUUCCCUUGCUGCCACUUGACUCAAUCCCAGGAGCCUCAGUAGAGGAAAUAUUAUUGCACAAGAAUCUCAAAAUGAUGGAAUUGCUCAGUGCUCCCAUAAAUAUACAUUUAUAAUUUCCAUUUGCCAUAUGGUAAAAUUUAAAUAUUGGAUAUAUUGAAAAGAAACUACACAAUUUUUUUUUCAAAACUUCAAAGUGUAUCUAAAUAUCUAAUAUAUAAAUUAAGUUCCCUCCUCCCUCCCAAUUCUACCCUCCCAAAGUUUUCUUCUAUUAAGGGAGUUGUGUGCAUUCUUUAAGUGGAUAGAUGCACACAUACAAUCACACAGACACAUACACACAAACUAUUUUGAGGGGUUCUGGAAGUAGGGCCAUAUUGUACACAUUCUUCUGCAAAUUGUCUUUCAUUUAACAGUUUUAAUACCCUUUUCUAUUUCAGUAAUACACAUCUGUGUCAUUUGUUGAAUGACUGCACGACUGUUUUGUAGGUGAAAUAUAAUUAAAUGUUAUAAGCAUUUCUCAUUCAUAGAUAUUUAUGUUAGCACCAAAUUUCUGUGCAAUGAAACUCCCUAUCAAUAAUUCUGCACUUGUCUAUUAUAUCAUAAUAAAUUACUUAGCAGUUCAAAUACUGGGAUUAAGGAUAUGCACAUUUCAAAUUAUUACAAGAUUUCCUUAAAAUGUGGUGACAACUUUAUCCUCAAAUGGCAAUGAAUGAGAUUGCCAGCUUUCCCCACAACUUCACAGAUAAUGGAUUUUAUAAAUAUUUAAUUUUUUUGCCAAUGUGAUAGCCCAAACUAUUGUCUUAAACUGUAUUUCUUUUGUUUUUGAGUUUGAUCAUUUUUUCAUGUUUAUUAGCCAUCUGUAUUCUUUAAUUUCCUCUUUAUGUCCAAUUUUGGGGGUGGGGGUUUAGAUUUCUGGUUUUGAAGAGCUCAUUUAUUACUGGGAGAAUAAGCUUUGGAUUGUGAAGCAUUAUAGACAUUUUUAUGCACUUUUAUACUUCAUUUUUGUUGUAAGAAUGUGUAUGAUUGUUAUAUGUCCAAGUAUAACCAUGUUUGCUUUUAUGGCUUCUGAGUUUCAUGUCAUUUUGGAAAAAAUAUUUAUACUGAUUUCAUAAAACCGUUCACCUAUGUUAACUUCUUAUUCUUUUGUGUUUCUUUUAUUCAAAUUCUUAAAUCAUGAGAAAUUUUUUUGAUUUGAAAUCUUAAAGUUGCCAAGUUAUUUGCCAUUACUUGCGAUUAUUUGCCAAUAAUUGCCCAUUUAUCUGUAAUGCCAUCUUGCACAUAUGCUGUAUUUCAUCUGUGACUGGCACCAUUUUUUUUCUGUGGAUAUGUGUGUCUCUUCUUCUGCCUCCUGUCUCACGUGUCUUCUCGUUGGAAGAAAUUACAGUUUAGACUGCAAUUUCAUCAACUUAAGUAAAUUAAUUUAGGGGGAAUUGGUUUUUAGUAAUAUAAGUCUUCCUAUCCAAGGACAAGGUAUGUCUUUCUUUUUAUUCAGCAAUUUUAAUUACUGCUAACAUUUUCAAUUUGUGAUUUUUUUUCAGUUUAUUUUCUUACUUGAUAUUUUUUCUAAAUCUGAAAAUUUUGUUUUGGGGGGGAAGGUGGUCACCUUACUCUUCUCAUGACUUUUCAGAUUUUGUCAAAGUACAUACCAAAUCAUUUGCAAAUACUGAUCAUUUUGAUUCUCUCCUUCCAAGUGAUCUUGAUUUAAUUAUGUUGAUAAUGUUCACUGACUGGUACUUUCAGAGCACUUAAAUGUGGAAAUUUUACCCACCCUUGAUUUAAUCAAACCUUGGGUUUGACCAGUAUAUUGUUGCUGGUCUAUUAACCAAAAAGACUCCAAGAAAGAACGAUGAUCAAGAAAAGCUGAGUGACUAAGUAAACUUACUGCAGCAAGGGAAAACACCACUUUGACAACGUUUAGUAGUGUUUUAAAAGUAAGCUUUGGGGUCUGGGUUGGUGUGGUUUGAGGUGGGUUUUUCAAAAAAUGGAAAUGGUUAAGAAUGGACAAAAUUUGGCAUACAAUAGUUUAAGAUUGGUAAAAGAGUAACAUGAGGUCCUUGAUGGGAGUGUAGAUAAUCAAAAUUUUUGUCUGAUAAAUAAGCUGUUUGCCUACAUGAGUAAGAUAUUUUCAAUAAUAGAAGAGCUAUAGUUUAGAUGGGAAAACUGUCAAUGUAUUUAUUGGUUUGUAGUUCUAUCUUGUGUAUAGGACUCUGCUAGGGGUGGUAUCAGGUCCUAAACUUAAUAGGUAAGUUAUUUUUAUUUAGGUGGUCUCAAUCAUUAAUGCAAUAUUUGAAUUUUAAAUUUGAGAUAAUUUUGUGUAUCAUAUUAGGUAAGUUUCCCACCUUUUAUAUUUUUAAGAAAUUUCAUCAAAAUCAGGUGGUAAUGUAAUAAAUGUUUUUUCCUAAAAAAAUUGUAUUAUUCUUCAAUUAAACUUUUAUUAUUGUGAAAUAA
Molecule: messenger RNA, 5226 nt
Organism: Acinonyx jubatus (cheetah)
Lineage: Eukaryota; Metazoa; Chordata; Mammalia; Carnivora; Felidae
Exons: 12
Coding region: 1-1812 (603 amino acids)
Source: RefSeq, a predicted model, not a curated record